UACAGUUCUUGGCCGUGUUGGACAUGUGAUGAAAAAGUGACUGGUUCGCGCGCUCCGCUGCACCUCCUAUUUCAUCAUCAGUGGAGCUUUUCUCUCCUUCACUGUGUGCUCGCUGUCUCCUCCUCUCGUCCUCUCUCUCUCCCUCUUCUUUUUCUCUCUCUGUUUCGGUUGCUCCCCUCUUUCUGCUCCAGCCACACGCAAGGGGGAGACUUAAGCUCUACGAGGGAAAAAAAAAAAGAAAAAAAGUCUGCUGCUAUUUCUACAGUCAGGGCCUCCCCACAGCCCGCCCUUCCAUAGACGGAGCUUUUUUUCACUCACUACUGGCUGGAUUUUAACCCUCUGCCUCCAACUAGCUGCACAGCAGCUCUGCAAAACCUGGCAACAAGUUGCUUUUUAGGGGCCUUUUCUUACUUUUGCCGCAUUGAUUUUUGCACCCCUUUGGAUUUUGGCACUGUUUCAUCUGUUUUCCUGUAAUUUAUUUUCUAAAAAUGUACUGCGUCUUCCUGUUUUUUUUUCUUUGCUGGUGGGUUUCUAGUAGUAUUUAUUUGGUUUCUCUCUUUUUGGAUGGAAAUUUGUCAAGGUGGCGUUUCUCAGUGUGAUGGGCCUUGAUCCACCUGGAGUGCCAGGGUGCCAUUUCUGACGGGUAACCUGCUUGUGGUGGUCUCGUGGUCUGGAUGACCACUGUGGAUGACAAUCAGAGAAUGUGACCAGCGUCUAACCGCAGUGCACAUAUGUGUUUUAAAGAAAUGUCCGCGAUCAGCGCCAGUGACCGGCGUGAAGUACCGCACCUUCUACGUCUUUACUCUCUGUUGCUCCUUCUAUUUCCCUUCCAUGUCCUCUCUUUCGCUGUCUCUCUGUGUCUCUCUCUCACCCUUGUUCUCUCUCUUUCACACCGACUCGCUCUCCUAACACGGGAAUGAGUGGUGUGCUGAGCCGGAGCUCUUUCUGGGACAGGUGCCAGCUGCAAACAAAAGACAUUAAAAGGCAAUGAGAGGAGAAAAAAAUUGUAAAAUGUAAAAUGUCAGCUGUAGCCCCGCAUGUUGUGUCUCUACAUGACCGAUUUGUGCUGUUAUUGCAUGUGUGUAUGAAGUAUGAAAACUGAUGUUGUGACCGAAGCUGUUGGUAAGACAGAGGUUUGAAUACUUUGCCACACUUAUUCUAGUGAAGGCAUUUCAUUCGGGAAGAGGGAGGGAGUAAUGUGGGAGACCAGCAUAUAGACUGCUGAAUUAUUCAUGUGCUCAGCCAAGGCUGUGACUGGACUGGUUGUGCUAUUUGCAUGCAUCAGACAUGCUGUUUGUCUGUUUGCUAACAUUCCUCAUUCAAAGACUUGUUAACUAGCAGACGGGCUUAGCUGGAGCCUUGCAGACAGCCUCAUGGCCUCCUAUUGUUUCAGGCCUCACCAGGCCUGGACCCAGCUGGUGGCAGGGAAGCCGGGCAGCCUUGAGCUUGGGGCUGAGACUGUGAGGCUGAAAGAGGAGAGUGAGUCUGGAGGUGAGACCGACCCGGGCGCUCAGGCAGGAGCUGAGGCUGAGGCACGGCUCUGAACGGGACAGUCUGAGGGAAAUCACUGGGUCUUGCAAGAAGCACCAAACGGGCUCUUAUGGCUUUCUCCUCUUCUUGACAGAGAUAUGGAUCAAAGCGGGAAGACCUGCCGAAAUUCACAUCUCGACCGGACAUUUACCAUCUUUCCUCUCAAAAAUUGCCACAGGCACAAGCAAUUUGGCCAACAAGUGAAAUCACGGACAGACAGACUGGCGAUCACAGCAGCAUCAAGUAACAGAUUUCCCCUCUCCGGGGGUUUUCAGCCGGAGUCUACCUGACAUGCUGUUGAAACCGUGAUGGAGGGAGGAGGCGAUAGGCCAGAGCGCCCCCUCCUCCCCUUCGCUGCAUGUUACAGAGCAGUCUGAUGAGUGAGAGUGCUGCCAGCCCGCUCCUCCACCACGAUGGUCGACAUGGAGAGCCACUACCAUCCCCCUUCUCCCCUGGAGGACACAGUGCUGGACAGCCCUCUGUGUGCUGAUGAUGAUUUCCUGGGUGGCAUGGAGGAGCUCCAGGACAUCUCCCAAUCCAUCAACGACGAUGCCCUAAGCUCCUUUGAUGUCCCUGAAUACCAGUCCUCCAGCAAUGGCUCAGAAGGUUCUACUGUCCUAGAUGCCCUGACACCAGCAUCCAGCCCAUCGUCAGUGGUUUAUGGGAUGGCAACGAGCCAAGACGAGUUCUCAUCUUCCUCCUCAUCACUCAAUCUGGAGUGCCGAGUGUGUGCUGACCGCGCCUCGGGCUACCACUACGGAGUCCACGCCUGUGAGGGCUGCAAGGGGUUUUUUCGACGGACCAUCCGUCUGAAGCUGGAGUAUGACAAGUGUGAGCGCCGCUGCAAAAUCCAAAAAAAGAACCGCAACAAGUGCCAAUACUGCCGCUUCCAGAAGUGCCUGUCGGUGGGCAUGUCCCACAAUGCCAUCCGCUUUGGUAGGAUGCCCCAGUCAGAAAAGCUAAAACUAAAGGCGGAGAUGGUGACGGGGGACAGGGAGGUGGAAGAUCCCCAGCUAGCAGACCAGAAGACCCUGGCCAGGCAGAUUUAUGAGGCCUACCUAAAGAACUUUAAUAUGAACAAGGCCAAGGCUCGGACCAUUCUUACGGGCAAGACCAGCACCCCUCCUUUCGUCAUCCACGACAUGGAGACCCUCCAGCUGGCAGAGCAGACACUGGUGGCCAAGAUGGUCGGCUCCGCAGGAGUGCUGAAGGACAGGGAAGUAGAAGUGCGGAUUUUUCAUUGCUGCCAGUGCACAUCCGUGGAAACCGUCACAGAGCUCACAGAGUUUGCAAAGUCCGUCCCUGGGUUCUCGAGUCUGGACCUCAAUGAUCAGGUGACUCUUUUAAAAUACGGAGUGUACGAAGCCCUCUUUGCCAUGCUCGCCUCCAGCAUGAAUAAAGACGGGCUUCUUGUAGCGUAUGGCUCAGGCUUCAUCACCCGGGAGUUCCUCAAGAGCCUGCGGCGCCCCUUCAGUGAGAUGAUGGAGCCUAAGUUCCAGUUUGCCAUGAAGUUUAAUGCGCUGGAGCUGGAUGACAGUGACCUGGCUCUGUUCGUGGCCGCGAUCAUCUGCUGUGGAGACCGACCAGGCCUGGCGAACGUGGCACACAUUGAGACGAUGCAGGAGAGCAUUGUGCAGAUCUUGCAGCUCCAUCUGCUGGCCAAUCACCCUGAUGACACUUUCCUCUUCCCCCGGCUACUGCAGAAACUGGCUGACCUCCGGCAGCUAGUCACUGAGCAUGCGCAGCUGGUGCAGGAGAUCAAAAAGACUGAGGACACCUCACUGCACCCACUCCUGCAGGAAAUCUAUAGAGACAUGUACUGAAGAUUGUGGAGGAAUAAACCCAGAGAGGAACACCACAAACCAUCUCCGUUUUGUCAGGGACAUAAGAAGAGGAGUAGUCCUCCAUAAGCUAGGGUUGAACUACUUGACCCCACCACCCCCAAUGCAGCAACAGUUAGCUUUGGCUUGUGGUCACCUCAAGAGGACUAGUUCAGGCCCCCGACUGGAGGCCGAUGGUUCUCUUGGCUUGGCACGGUUCUCUCCACUCCAUCGUGUGGACCUUUGCAGGCAGAAAAAUCUUGUAGAUGAGAUGUGAUAUACUAGUACAGCUGUUUGAGCCCCUGUCUAGAUACCAGUGUAUGCAAUCUCUGACCAAACUCUAAAUGAAAAUUUAGGUGACCUCCUUGGUUAUCGUCUACGAGCCCUAAAAUGAGGAAAGAAAGUUAACUUGAUAAUUGCCACUCCAGCAGUAUGUUUGAAUAUAAAUUUUUAUACUGAUGUCGGAGAGCAAAGAGCCAUAUAUACGUAGAGUUAACGACACCCAAAUGACUUCAAUGGCAGCAACAACAGAAACGAUGCAGUUUUAAAGCAAGGCAGCUUUGGUUGAAUUGGCUGUCAAUAAAAAGUGGUGAUGGUACUUAAUGCACCAGCCCUUCAGCAUGUUUUCUCACCUUUUUAUAACCAGACACAUCUGUGGUGUCACCAGGCUCCUGAAUAUAAUCAUUCAUGUGUACUGUAAGUCCUUGAAGCCAUACUUUGUAAUGAUACUGGAAAGUUUCAUUAUCUUAUCUUUCCGUCGCCUUUCUCUUCCUAAUAAGACAGUAUCAAAAUUUGCCAUGGAUUAGUCUCACUUAUUUUUCAACUUGUUCAUAAACUGUACAGGCAAUAGUCAUUCAACUCUUUAAAAUAAGGUAGCAAAAGGAGAAAAUCUGGUGCUCUUCAAGACACAGUCAGAGAUUCACUGUGUACAUUGGAAGCACAGACACGCCUGACAUUUUUGUACCGGACCUCUGUUAAAUGCCUUUUUCCCAAAACACUUGCGCAACUGUUUGGCACUCCACAGUGUUUUGUGUCCUGAUAUUAUUGGGCUAAUGCUAAGAUACCCUUUAUCUUGCAUUGCAACCUUAACGCAGGCAGACAUAAAGCUAGAACUUUGUUCACUCAGUGAAUCAAAUCAAGCAAACUAUUAUUAUUGAUAAUACAGAUAUAGUCAUGUUGGCUCCAGCUACCAUUGUGUUUCACUAGUUGUGUAUCAUAACAUGCAGCUGAUGAAGAUUCAGGGGUCUUAUCUGCACAUUUUUUGUAAGAUGACAAACAAAUUAUUCAUUUUUUCCCCCACUGAGAUAGCUACAAUGGUAUGGCCUCAUAUAUUACACAAUUACUCCUAUGAUUAGAAGUUUUUCAUCCUCAGAUAUACAUUAUUUUGAAUGGAAAUGUUUCUGUUUUGUUCUGGAGGUUUCUGAAAAAUUGACUGUCAAUUUAAACAAAGUGUCCAUCAGAACCUACACAGAUAAAAUAUGAGUCUGCGGAAGUUUUUCCAGUUAGUCUGAUCAAAUAUAGUUGGUAUCAUUUAGAUAUUUUUGUCAUUUAACAACAAUGAUAAGGCGUAUGAAAAGGCCACUCCUGCAUUUUGUUGUCAUACUGCCUUUUGUAUGAAAUGCACAUGCUACUCGCAAGACCUACAGUAAGGGAAUGUUGAUAAGGAAAUGAUGAAAACAUGCAUGUCUGAUAGUUUGGAUUACGGUAAAUAUAUGUGAACUUGUGAGAGAAUGCUUUCCCCCGUUUAACCAAAUAGUCUCAGAAUCAUGAUGAGAUUAUUGAAAUUCACGCCCGAGAAAUGGACCUUGUGCUUAUAGUUUCAUCAGAUAGUAUAAACAGAGUGUACUGUACAUAGCUGAAAUGAUCACAUUGACUGCUUUGUCCCAGCUUUUAACUCUUGAGGUAUACAAGGUACUAAUGAUGAUCAGCUUUUGUAUUCCUCGGUUUGGUAAAUACUUUGAAAUGUCUGAAAUUUUACAGUAAAUGUAGUUAUGUACUGUAUGUUCUUUUUUGCUUAAAUGCCACAUACUUGUGUUUUAAUUGAAUUGGAUCAUAUUUUUAUACUAAAGUACAUAUGUAUCACUAAAUCUGAUAAUUGUUUAUUUGAAAUUGCACGAUUAAAGGGUGCAAUGUAAAUAGACUUAUGGUGUAACAGGGCAACUGGUAAUCUAGAUAUCCAUAGAUCUGAAUCCCACUGGGGACAUUCCUUUGAUUGAUUGCAUUUUUUUUUUAGAUAGAGAACCAUCAAGGCUGUACUAUGUUCUCAGUUCCUUUCAACUGUACUUCAUUUAUCUGUUAAAUUAAGCUCUUAUGAUUUGAACUUACAGCAUACGAGGGCUGUGCAGGGCUGUACGGGCUCACAACUUUGGGUGGUUGAUUAAGCCCUGACCUCCAUGAACUCUGAAUACGAUGAAAAGCUCAUUUAUCGCACGAAGCUCCAGCUUGGCACUGAUCACACAAUACUGAUCUCCUUUUAUACUCUUCUCUCAGGUCGCACAUCAGAAAACAAAUAGGGUAAUAUAUGCACAGAAUUGUAUUGUUACUAUCAGAAAUGCUCCACAGUUGCCUCCUCAUCUUGAAAAGCAAGCAAACCUGUAUUUUUUUUUUUUUCACACAUCACAUCUCUGUUAGUUAACGGACAAACUGAAUGCACUCAUGAUUUGCCAUCACAUCACAUGCUAUUACGGUAACUAUGACGCAGUAAUGAAAAUGCCGUAUAUAUUGUUUUAUAAGCCUGAUUUUUGUCGUGCUUUUUGUCUUGACUUUUCUCUCCUCACUCGCUGCUACGUUGUACUAACUCACCAAACAUUUCUUAUGCCACGAGUAGAUCACAGACCUUCAAGCUGCCUCUACUUACUUAUGAUAUCUGGUCACAGAAUGUCAGAACCACACGCGGAAUUCAUUCACCGCAGCUCAGUUUUUCACCUUGCAAAUUCCUGGGACUUGGAGAUCCCAGAUAUGCUCGGGGAUUAACCACAAACAAUGUGUGCCUUAGUGUGUGUAAAUGCCAUAAAACACCAGAGAUUAAAAGAAAAAGACUUGACUCGAGCACACACUUUUAGAACUGUAAACUUUUAGUGUCUUCAGCUGGAUUUAGCUGUUUGUGACACACUAGGGUCCUGCAGACAUGAAAUGUCACUGUAAAGUUGGGAAAAUAUCCGAUAUAAGUAAAACAGAGUGCUAUUUGAAGCUUCAUGUUCCAUUUAGAAAAGCAACAGUAAAGGAUUCACUUUCCAAAAAAAAGACAGACUUUUAAAAGUUAAAAUGGUUGAAACUGUAGAGCAAGGCCCGGGAAGAGAAGUCAUGUAAAUUUGUGAUGUCGGCUUACCUUUAGGAAUGUCUGUUUUGUGUUGAAUUGACAAGGGACAUUUUAACUUGUAUCAGGGAAUCUUAGUCUUCCUUUGUUGAAAUAGCUCAGGAUAUAGAAAAGUACUGUUUCUCCUCUAUCUGUCUCUCUUUAUUCACUCUGCAGUGAGUUUAUAGUGCUCUGCCUUACAGCACACAAACAACGAUAUGGAUUAAUAUGAACAUUUUUUAUUUUUAUUUUCCAAAACUGACACAAAAAAUAAAUGUUACCGGGGGGCAGCAGUCAUAGGAAUUAGAUAUUUGAUUUUUUUUUUUUUUCCUGAAUUUCUUGGAGUUUGUUUUUGUGGCUAUAGUGUCAUGCAGCGAGACAACCGAGACUGUCUUUGGAUGUGUUGUUAAUGUGUACUGUGGCUUGAUAACAAUACUGUAAAUGUUUGAUGAAUGUAUAUUUAGUCAUUUAAACAAUGAAACAAAUUGACAUUGAAUGGAUUUAAAAAUAAAUGAUUUUAAAAUCCA
Messenger RNA from Acanthochromis polyacanthus (spiny chromis), 7172 nucleotides. RefSeq names its product peroxisome proliferator-activated receptor alpha b (gene pparab). Gene Ontology annotation, molecular function: RNA polymerase II cis-regulatory region sequence-specific DNA binding; zinc ion binding; nuclear receptor activity. The record is from RefSeq and is a predicted model, not a curated record. Gene Ontology annotation, cellular component: nucleus. NCBI's taxonomy places the organism in Eukaryota, Metazoa, Chordata, Actinopteri, Pomacentridae. Bases 1944 to 3353 code for a protein of 469 amino acids. The transcript has 9 exons. Gene Ontology annotation, biological process: cell differentiation; hormone-mediated signaling pathway; regulation of lipid metabolic process.